This is a messenger RNA of Cinclus cinclus, 252 nucleotides long. Its product is annotated as coiled-coil domain-containing protein 157-like. NCBI's taxonomy places the organism in Eukaryota, Metazoa, Chordata, Aves, Passeriformes, Cinclidae. The record is from RefSeq and is a predicted model, not a curated record. The transcript has a single exon. The coding region runs from base 1 to 252 and encodes 83 amino acids.
AUGGCGCACCUCCUGGGCCACCGCGGGUGCAUGGAGAGCCUGCGGGCCGACCUGCGGGACCUGCAGGCCGCCAUCGCCGAUGUGUGCUCUCGGGCCGGCGCUGUACGCUUCCCCUCCUGGAAGUUCCCCGACAAGGUGUCCUGCGACCUGGACAUAUCGGUGCUGCUGCAGCGCUACAGGCACAGCGACAGCGACCCCGAGUUCAGCCAGCACGCACACGUGGUGCUGCUGGAGCUGGUCAUAGACAGGUGA